Daucus carota subsp. sativus is the source of this 3201-nucleotide messenger RNA. RefSeq names its product importin subunit beta-1. Gene Ontology annotation, biological process: protein import into nucleus. Lineage: Eukaryota; Viridiplantae; Streptophyta; Magnoliopsida; Apiales; Apiaceae. The transcript is spliced from 3 exons. The coding region runs from base 255 to 2870 and encodes 871 amino acids. The record is from RefSeq and is a predicted model, not a curated record. Gene Ontology annotation, molecular function: nuclear import signal receptor activity; small GTPase binding. Gene Ontology annotation, cellular component: cytoplasm; nucleus.
GUUUUACACGGGCAGCAAACAAAGCCUGCCCGUUAAUAUUUGUUUGACAAGCCUCCCCUCCCGCUUGCCCAUUUCAUUCGAAAUACAUUAAUCCACCUCCGUUUAAUCUGAGCACCCCUCUCUCUCUAUAUAUACACACACAUACACACAAACUACACCGAUUCAUACAUUUAUUUCUACUCUGCGUUCACUUCCAAGAGCUCCGAUUGGGUUUCGAUUCACUUCAGCUUACUACUUUUCAGCAUACCGAAGAAAUGGCUAUGGAUAUUACCCAGUUUCUUCUAUCUGCUCAGUCGGCAAAUGCAGUGGAACGUACUGAUGCAGAGAGCAAAUUGAAACAGUUUCAGGAGCAAAACCGACCAUCUUUUCUUUUAUCCUUGUCAGUUGAACUGUCGACUGAUGGAAAGCCAACUGAGAGUCGCAGCCUAGCUGGUAUCAUCCUGAAGAACUCACUGGAUGCUAAAGAUGCAGCUAUGAAAGAAUACCUUGUUCAGCAGUGGGGUGGCACUGACACAACCUAUAAAUCCCAAAUCAAAAGUUUGCUCCUGAAUACUCUGGGAUCUGCAGUCCAUGAAGCAAGGCAUGCUGCUUCUCAAGUUAUAGCAAAAAUAGCAUCAAUUGAAAUUCCGCAAAAGGCGUGGCCUGAACUUGUUGGAUCAUUGCUUUUGAAUAUGACUGAGCAAGAUAAACCUGCAACUUUAAAACAGGCAACACUAGAAACACUGGGAUAUGUUUGUGAGGAAAUAUCCCAUAAUGAUCUUGUGCAAGAUGAAGUUAACUCUGUGCUUACUGCUGUAGUUCAGGGAAUGAAUGGAGCUGAGCAAAGCGUAAACGUUCGCCUUGCAGCUACAAGGGCAUUAAACAAUGCCCUGGAUUUUGCACAGACUAACUUUCAAAAUGAGAUGGAGCGGAAUUUCAUUAUGAAGGUUGUUUGUGAGACAGCCAUGGCAGAAGAGACUCUAAUUAGACAGGCUGCUUUUGAGUGUCUUGUUUCAAUAGCAUCAAUGUACUAUGAUGUGCUUGAACCUUAUAUGCAGACAAUCUUUCAGCUAACUGCUAAUGCAGUUAAAGGAGAUGAGGAAGGUGUUGCCCUUCAAGCAAUUGAGUUUUGGAGCUCUAUAUGCGAUGAAGAGAUUGAGCUUCAAGAUUAUGAGGUUCCUGAUAGUGGUGAUUCUGAAGUGCCUCACUCCCGCUUCAUUGAGAAGGCUUUGUCAUCUCUAGUUCCUAUGUUGCUAGAAACCUUACUCAAGCAGGAUGAGGACCAGGACCAGGAUGAUGGGAUUUGGAAUCUUGCUAUGGCUGGUGGUACAUGUCUUGGUCUUGUGGCCAGGACUGUUGGGGAUGCUAUAGUACCACUUGUAAUGCCCUUUGUUGAGUCGAACAUAUCGAAACCUGAUUGGCGGUCUCGUGAAGCGGCUACAUAUGCCUUUGGGUCAAUACUUGAAGGCCCAAGCAUUGAGAAACUCUCCCCCAUGGUCAAUACAGGAUUGGUGUUUCUACUUCAUGCCAUGAAAGAUGAAAACAGUCAUGUAAAGGACACAACUGCAUGGACUCUUAGUCGUAUAUUUGAGUUAUUGCACUCCCCUGCUACUGGAUUUUCUGUGAUUACUCAAGCAAACCUCCCACAAGUUAUUGAGGUGUUGUUGGGGAGCUUAAGGGAUGCUCCUCAUAUAUCUGAGAAGGUAUGUGGAGCUAUCUACUACCUUGCGCAGGGUUAUGAGGAUGCUGGUACAAGUUCCUCUUUGCUUACACGUCAUCUUUUAGACAUUAUAAAGUGUCUUGUUGAAACUGCUGAUAGAACUGAUGGAGGAGACUCCAAGCUUAGAACUUCUGCGUAUGAGACCUUGAAUGAGGUGGUUAGAUGUUCUGAUCUUGCACAAUCUUCACAAAUUAUUGCACAACUUCUGCCUGCUAUUAUGUCUAAGUUGGCAAAGACUGCUGAACUCCAAAUUGGAUCAUCAGAUGAUAGGGAAAAGCAAGGAGAUUUGCAAGCUUCUCUUUGUGGUGUGCUUCAAGUAAUUAUCCAGAAGCUUGGUGGUGCUGAGGAGACAAAAUCUGUUAUACUGCAGGCGGCCGACCAGAUAAUGAUGCUGUUCCUUAUGGUUUUUGGUUGCCGUAGCUCUACAGUACAUGAAGAAGCUAUGCUUGCCAUAGGUGCUUUGGCUUACGCAACUGGACCGCAGUUUGUGAAGUAUAUGCAGGAAUUUUACAAGUAUUUGGAAAUGGGUCUGCAGAAUUUUGAGGAAUACCAGGUCUGUUCAAUCUCAGUUGGUGUUGUUGGUGACAUUUGCCGUGCUUUGGAUGACAAGGUUUUGCCAUACUGUGAUGGAAUCAUGACGCUUCUCCUAAAGGAUCUGUCUAGCGGUGAACUACACCGUUCUGUGAAGCCGCCCAUAUUCUCAUGUUUUGGGGAUAUUGCUCUUGCUAUUGGAGAACACUUUGAGAAGUACUUUCAGUUUGUGGUGCAAAUGAUGCAGGGAGCUGCAGAGGUUUGUGCAAAGUUGGACAACACAGAUGAGGAGAUGAUGGAAUAUGGCAAUCAGCUCAGGCGCAGUAUAUUUGAGGCCUAUUCUGGUAUAUUGCAAGGAUUCAAGAAUACCAAGGCUGAUUUGAUAUUGCCCCAUGCUCCACAUGUGCUACAGUUCAUAGCAUUAGUAUCAAAAGACCAACCAAGGGAUGAAACUGUGAUCAAAGCAGCCGUUGCUGCGCUGGGUGAUCUAGCAGAUGCACUUGGCCCAAAAUUGAAGAUGCUUUUCCAGGAGCAUUCCAUCUGGAUCGAUGAAUUAUUAAGAGAGUUUCUUCAAUCUGACGAUGAGCAACUGAAAGAAGCUGGACUUUGGACCCAAGGGAUGAUUGGACGUGCCCUUUAAUCUGGGUGAAGUCGUUAUAUGUUUGCUUUGUUCAUUAGAAAGUCCUCUUCUCUAUCCCUGCUUCAUCUUAGAAACCUAUAUAUGCUUCUGGUCUAGUAUCAUUCAGCUGUAAGUUUUCGAUCCGUUUCUAUGGGGUCAAAGUUAAACUGUAAUGGUUAUAUUGUAAGCAUAAAGGUCACUAAAUGUCGGUGGUCUUCUUUUGUCGGGAACGGUAGUUUAUGCAAUAGUGAUUGGUCGGUUCUUGAACGUCAAUUAUUUGCUUUCAUCUUAUACCAACUGCAGAUACAACUGCAGAUUCAUUAAUUUAAUGCAAAUCUUGUUUACAGACCCA